This is a messenger RNA of Acomys russatus (golden spiny mouse), 3522 nucleotides long. RefSeq names its product tousled like kinase 1 (gene Tlk1). The record is from RefSeq and is a predicted model, not a curated record. Bases 387 to 2543 code for a protein of 718 amino acids. Gene Ontology annotation, molecular function: protein serine/threonine kinase activity; ATP binding. Lineage: Eukaryota; Metazoa; Chordata; Mammalia; Rodentia; Muridae. Gene Ontology annotation, cellular component: nucleus. The transcript has 21 exons. Gene Ontology annotation, biological process: peptidyl-serine phosphorylation; intracellular signal transduction; chromosome segregation.
GAGUGUCCAAAGUAGCAGUGGAAGUUUGGAGGGGCAGCCAUCUUGGUCCCGGCUCUCCACGUCUCCAACCCCGGGCUCGGCGGCGGCGGCCAGGUCCCUGCUGAAUCACACGCCGCCAUCCGGGAGGCCCAGGGAAGGUGAGCACUGCUUUGUCCUGUUGGCUUGUGUACAGUAGCAUCAGUCAUUUAAACGGCCCCAAGGGUGAUGCGCUCUGAUGUAGAUGGCAGUGAAACAGUUUCCAAUUUUACUCUCGGUUCUGUAUGCUGCACUGUGCUGUGUCCUGCCUUUCCUCCUUGUCAUCUCUUGCUCCUUGCUGAUGACAAUUGAAUCAUUGCCUUAGUGCAGACUUUUGAGUGUCCAUCCUUACUGCUGGAUAAGCAAGUGCAAUGGAUGAGCUUCACAGUCUGGAUCCAAGAAGGCAAGAGUUAUUGGAAGCGAGAUUUACUGGAGUUGCGACUGGGAGCACUGGGAGCACUGGGAGUUGCAGUGUUGGUGCAAAAGCUUCAACAAAUAAUGAAAGUUCUAAUCACAGUUUUGGAAGCUUAGGAUCACUAAGUGACAAAGAAUCAGAGACACCAGAGAAGAAACAAUCUGAGUCAUCCAGGGGAAGAAAGAGGAAAGCAGAAAGUCAGAAUGACAGUAGUCAGGGAAAAAGUAUUGGGGGACGUGGCCACAAGAUUAGCGACUAUUUUGAAUACCAAGGUGGAAAUGGCUCGAGUCCAGUAAGAGGCAUACCUCCUGCAAUCCGUUCUCCGCAAAACUCACACUCACAUUCCACUCCUUCCUCAUCUGUUCGACCGAAUAGUCCUUCUCCUACUGCAUUAGCUUUUGGGGACCACCCUGUUGUACAACCAAAGCAGUUAUCCUUUAAGAUUACUCAGACUGAUCUUACAAUGCUGAAAUUGGCAGCAUUAGAAAGUAAUAAAAAUCAGGACCUGGAAAAGAAGGAAGGUCGGAUAGAUGAUUUGCUCAGGGCCAACUGUGAUCUCAGGCGGCAAAUAGAUGAUCAACAAAAAUUACUUGAAAAAUACAAAGAACGAUUAAAUAAGUGCAUAUCAAUGAGCAAGAAGCUUCUUAUUGAAAAGAGUACACAAGAAAAAUUGUCAAGCAGAGAGAAGAGUAUGCAAGAUCGGUUACGCCUUGGACACUUUACAACAGUUAGACAUGGCGCCUCUUUCACAGAACAGUGGACAGAUGGUUUUGCAUUUCAAAAUCUUGUGAAGCAACAAGAAUGGGUGAAUCAACAAAGGGAAGAUAUUGAACGGCAAAGGAAGCUUUUAGCCAAACGCAAACCUCCAACAGCUAAUAAUUCUCAGGCACCUGCUACCAAUUCUGAACCCAAACAGAGAAAGAACAAAGCAGUCAAUGGAGCAGAAAACGAUCCCUUCGUCAGGCCCAACUUACCACAACUGCUGACUCUGGCAGAAUAUCAUGAACAAGAGGAGAUUUUCAAACUUAGACUAGGACAUCUCAAAAAGGAAGAGGCUGAAAUCCAGGCAGAACUGGAACGUUUGGAAAGAGUCAGGAAUCUUCACAUACGAGAACUGAAGAGAAUAAACAACGAGGACAAUUCACAGUUCAAAGAUCAUCCAACGUUAAAUGAAAGAUAUCUACUACUUCAUCUGCUUGGAAGAGGAGGCUUUAGUGAGGUGUAUAAGGCUUUUGACUUAUAUGAGCAAAGAUAUGCUGCUGUGAAGAUCCACCAGCUUAAUAAAAGCUGGAGAGACGAGAAAAAAGAAAACUACCACAAGCAUGCCUGCAGAGAGUAUCGAAUACACAAAGAACUGGAUCACCCCAGAAUAGUUAAACUCUAUGAUUAUUUCUCCUUGGAUACAGAUACGUUUUGUACUGUGCUGGAGUACUGUGAAGGCAAUGACUUGGACUUCUACCUGAAGCAGCACAAGUUGAUGUCUGAGAAAGAAGCUCGUUCUAUUGUGAUGCAGAUUGUGAAUGCCCUACGGUAUCUCAAUGAAAUCAAACCUCCUAUUAUACAUUACGACCUGAAGCCAGGAAAUAUCCUUCUGGUAGAUGGAACGGCAUGUGGAGAAAUCAAAAUCACCGAUUUUGGUCUGUCCAAGAUUAUGGAUGACGAUAGCUAUGGUGUUGAUGGAAUGGAUCUGACUUCCCAAGGGGCAGGCACUUACUGGUAUUUACCUCCUGAGUGCUUUGUAGUUGGAAAAGAGCCACCAAAGAUUUCCAAUAAGGUUGAUGUGUGGUCUGUUGGAGUCAUCUUCUUUCAGUGUCUCUAUGGGAGAAAACCAUUUGGUCACAAUCAAUCUCAACAAGACAUUCUUCAGGAAAACACAAUACUAAAAGCCACAGAAGUCCAGUUCCCUGUAAAGCCAGUUGUAAGCAGUGAAGCCAAGGCCUUCAUUAGACGCUGUUUGGCUUACCGAAAAGAAGAUCGAUUUGAUGUGCACCAGUUGGCAAAUGACCCAUACCUUCUGCCACACAUGAGAAGAUCGAAUUCUUCAGGAAACCUACACAUGUCUGGUCUGACAGCGACUCCCACACCUCCUUCUUCAAGCAUAAUUACUUACUGACUGUCCCCAAGACUGGCAUGGUCUCUUUGAUUGGCUUCCAGAUGCAUACUUGAAUUUGAGUGCAUUUGAGUGGUUUUAUGUUUUUUACACAGGACAUGGUCAAGAAGUGUUUGUGAACUAAAGCUCCCUCUGGAGUCACUUGUGUGAGAGUGGAUUCUGAACAGUGACUGAGUGUGCACUCCUCACGCUCCUGGAGCAGCGCGAAACAGGAACCCCGUGUUACAAUAGAAAGAGGACACUGUACAUAACGUUUAUAAUACUUAAAUAUAUUUGAUUGUUACCAGAGAGUUCUAAUAUGAAGGGUAGUUUUCAUUAUUUAAGAACACAUGGAAAAAUUAUGAGACAUUUGUAAGAUGGGAGCUACAGUGCCUGGUACAGCAUCAGCACUUGGCAGCUGAUCUGCAGAAACCAAAGCAAGAACUGAGUGACAGCGGCUGGUGUGUUUUGUAACAGAAUGUGACAGUUAAGGUCUGUGGACAGUUGUAGACUUCGUCGUUUGCCUAUCCUGGCAUUUACCAAGUUGUACCUUGAAUCACAAGUCUGCGCUCCGCCGCGCCCCCACCCCUCCUUAGCUGGUUGUGUUAAAGGGAGAGCUGUCACUUCUGGACACUUGACACCUUUAACAUGAGGAGCUGUCUAUUUCACAUCAGCUGAAGUCACUAAAUUACAGCAUUUCCAGGGCUUUCAGUGCUUUAGAACUAACAGGCAUUUUUCUUUUGUUUCCAGGCCUCAUUCAUUAAAGUAGGAGACAGUGUGUAACCAAAAGCAGGCCAGUUCUAUGCAGGAUAAUGAUAAAUUCCCUUCUGGCUCUAUUGUAAAUUACUGUACAGAUGUCGUACUACAAUUACUGAAUUUCAGCAGCUUAUUCUUGUACAAAUGUUUAAAAAUACGGCUUUUCUAAUUGGAUAUUGUAUUUUUUUUAGUCUUCUUGAAGGCGCUUUAAUUGCUGCUAAAUGAUAAUGCUUUUUUGCUAAAAAAA